GACUAAUCGUCUGACUAACGAUAGGCGGCGUUUAUCAUUAACUGACUGUCUCUAUUGAGAAACAUAGUACUCAGACCUUUCAGUCUGCGUGUAGCACGAGAAAAUUUCCGUAGUUUUCGAUUCUUGUCAACUUAAAGAACAUUAUGUUGUCAUUAGAGGAAGAAGAUAGAAUUUUUCAAGUUCAUACACAAAAUUUAGCAUCAAACAAACAUCAUACUAGCCGAACAUCAGCAUUAAAACAGCUUAAGCCAGAAAAUGCAUUGUCUACCACGGCUAAACAUUCUGGAAGUACUAGAUCAUCUUCUAGUUGUAUCUCUGCAGUUCCAAAAAAGCCAAACAAGAAAAACGAAAUUUCUAACAUACCUGUGCAUAAAAGCACACAGGGAUCAUAUUUUCCCAUUCAUACAAGUAAUGUAGGCUGUAGACCAAAGAGUGGGAAUUGGCGCCAACCUAGUUGUAACCUAGAGUCAGCCUGUGGAGGCCCACCUGCAAGACCUGUACAGAAAUCCCAACAAUUUUUGCAGCGAGAUGACAAAAUCAGCUCAAGCCAGCACAAGUUGUUUACACAAGAUACAGAUAAUGGAAAUGAUGAAAAAGAUGGUCGAGAAAAUUCAAAAAAGCCUCACAACAAACAACCGUUUAAGCACCAUCCAUUGAGCUUCUCUGUUGUACUCAAAAUGAUGGUUGAAGACACUGAACCACAUAUUAUUGCUCAAAAAUUUGAUAACGAAACCGCUGGCCUUCGUCAGUUUUUAGAUAGCAAUGCUGCAAAUUGGGAGGUUAUUGAACUUGUGAUUUCAGUAAUUGGAAACUUCUGCCAGAAGAAAGGAGUAGCCAAAUUUCAUAAUGCGUUUAUAAAAAUCGUCCAGAUAUUAGCGAAUAAGGAAGUAUUUGCUAAUUUGGGUUCUACCGUCCUGCAUAUAACAAAAGCUCGGUCUACGAAUCUUGGGUCAAAAGAGGUACGUAUGAGCCGUCUAAUCAGGAGCAUUAGUUACUUGACUACCGAAAUGCUGACCGUGAUGCCGGCACUCACAUGCGAUUAUUUGGGAGAAAAAUUUUUUGAAGAUCUCACUGCGUUAAAAAACAUUCCAUCUAUUAAAGCCACAAAUGUUGGCGAAGAUUUUGACUUUCUCCAGAAAGAGGGAGCUGAUCGCCUAAAGAAUGCUUGGGAACAACAUUCAAAAGAGAAACUACCCCAGGGUAAUCGACAGCAAGCGAGCAGAAUGCAACGGCAGGAGUUGCUUUCUCUACUGAAACCACCGGACGAUUUUCGACAACUCAGCGUUUUACCAGAAUGGGAUGAUGUAUGUAAUAAUGUCCAACCUUUUUUGAGGCCAAACAUCAUUAAAGGAAGCUAUCCAGACGUCGACACAUACCUGGACAUUCAAUUCCGACUACUUCGUGAAGAUUUUUUAAAUCCAUUGCGGGAAGGGCUUGUAGCUUUCCGAACUAAGAUAGGAAAACAGCAAAAGCAGCAAAUUCGUGUGGACAACAUCAGGCUGUAUUACAAUGUGCAGAUCAAAGAUGACGGUGUCCUGCCCAACGACAUUUAUGUUUUGGAGUUUUCUACCAAAGGCUUUGAACGUGUUAACUGGGAAGGAAGCAAACGGUUGCUUUUUGGAUCCCUACUUUUACUGUCGGCCGAUAACUUCGACUCCUUCAUGCUCUUCACCGUUGUAGACAGGAAACCAGAUCAGCUAUCGCGCGGUAGAUUCAGAGCGAAGUUUGAGGGGCAAAUCUUACCUUCAUAUGCCAAGAAAACAGACAUGGUGAUGGCUGAAUCUUCGGUGUUCUUCGAAGCCUAUCGGAGUGUUUUGAUCGCAUUGCAGCGAAUUAGUCCGGCCCACUUUCCAAUGGAAGAUUACAUUCUCUGUCGCAAUACUGCACCUGCCGAACCGGAAUACUUGAGAUCCAUUCCAAACCCAGUGUACGAUUUGACCCCUGUGCGAAAAUCAUUUUUGGUAUCAGACCCUCAGAGUGAAGAAGAGGAAAACGCAUCCUUCCAAAAUGAAAAUCAGUUGCCCCCUAUGGUACAAAGGUUGUUGAUGCACGUGCCAAUUUUUGAAGAGCACAGGUUACCUGAUGCCGAUACCCUUGGAUUAGAUCCUAGUCAGGCUGAAGCUCUUUAUGCCGCGUUGACUAGAAAACUGACUGUUAUUCAGGGGCCUCCAGGAACGGGAAAAACAUAUCUAGGCCUGAAAAUUGUUCAAACGCUGCUUCGCAACAAGCAGUAUUGGGUUGGACUGGAAAAGCCGCAACCUACUCCCAUAUUAGUUAUCUGUUACACGAAUCACGCGCUGGAUCAGUUCUUGGAAGGAAUCAUGAAGUUCACUCAGAAAAUAGUAAGAAUCGGUGGGCAGUCCAAGUGCGCAGCACUAAGUUCGUUUUCGCUUCGAGAAUGGAGACAGCGAGCAACUAUACUUAGAAAAAGACCUGGUCAAUAUCGCCAUUGGCUGUAUGAGGCUCGCAAUAAGCUGAAUGAAACGAAAAGUGCACUAGAAAAGCAUCAAAGAACGCAAAGGAUGAUUGAAUCUUAUGGCAUAGUUCAUAACGAUAUCUUGCUUAAUUCUGGAAUAUUAACAAAGCCUGUGUAUAGAACACUUUGCCUCUUGAAAAUGCCUUCUGACCGCCUUACCGUCAUACCCUACUGGCUUGGUAUCGAAUCGAUCCAGACUCUCAGGGACAUCGUUUGGGCUUUGAGAAAUAGGUCACCAAAGCCACAACUGCCCUCCGCCAAAGCUACAUCAGAACCUGUUGUAGAUCAGGACGAACCCGGUAACGAAGAAGAAUGGGACAAAGAAGAUCUGGAAGAAAUCGAAGGACAAAGAAUAUUGGAUGAUGGUGAAUACCUGUCAAAACCUGCAAAUUUAAAAAAAGAAAAGGAAUGGACAACAGGGAAUGCAAUGGAAAUCGAUGAAGUCACCUUUGUUGUUUCUAUCGCAAAAAUGGAUCAGGAAAUCAAUUCUUUAGAAACUCUGCUGGAUCAGUUGCAGGGCGAAGAUGUUCAGACUGCUUUGUCUAAGAUAGCGCAGAUUCAGCAGCAAAGAGAAUAUUUGAGAGAAAUUCUUGAAAUUCUUCCUGCGGUAGAUGCCGAAGAGUACCAGCGAUUGAUUGAAAGCAAUAUUAUUCAGUUACCUUACCUGGACCGAUGGAGAAUCUAUUCUUUUUGGAGAGCGAAAGCCUCAGAACUCUGGACUGCCCAGAUAAACUCGUUAAAUUUGCAAGUCCAACAACAAACGAAUGAAUUGAAAGACGUGGAAACCAUCGAAACAGCCGAGAUUAUUCGCGAAGCGCAUGUUGUUGGAAUCACAACCACGGGAGCUGCAAAGAACAGAGCACUGCUGGAACACCUGAAAUCCAAAAUUGUUGUUGUCGAAGAAGCAGCCGAAGUUUUGGAAGCCCACAUAGUGACCUCCAUGUCCUCGUCUUGCGAACACUUAAUAUUAAUUGGUGAUCAUCAGCAGCUGCGGCCUCCUACAACGGUGUACACACUUGCGAAGGAUUACCAUUUAGACGUCUCUUUAUUUGAACGAUUGAUAAAGAACGGUGUGGAUGCAAGUGUUCUCGGUGUUCAACACCGAAUGCGAACUGACGUGGCGAAACUGAUUGUUCCAGCAAUUUAUCCGCAUUUGAAAAAUCAUCCGUCGGUGCUGAGCUAUACCAAUGUCCCUGGAAUGGCAGAAAACGUCUUUUUUCUAGCGCAUUCAGAACGGGAAAAAGGCGACAAAUCAGAUCAGGAGAGUCGUAGUCACUUGAACCCUUACGAAGCAAACAUGGCUUUGGCUCUAGCCCGCCAUCUCUUGAUACAAGGCUUGGAACCCAGCAAAAUCACGAUCUUGACAACCUAUUCUGGACAGUUAUUGCAUUUCAAAAAAUUGCGACGAAGCCACGCCAUUUUACAAGGUGUCCGCAUUACGAUUGUUGACAACUUCCAAGGUGAAGAAAACGACGUCAUUAUUCUCUCGCUAGUGCGAAGCAACGAAGAGGCCAACGUUGGAUUUCUGAAGAUAGAAAAUCGCGUUUGCGUUGCCUUGUCGCGAGCGAAAAAAGGAUUCUAUCUAAUUGGAAAUAUGGGGAAUUUGGCGGCAAAAAGCGAACUUUGGCGUCAAGUUAAAAACGUUUUAGCAUCUAGCGGACAAAUUGGACCACAUUUUGACCUGCGAUGUGAAGUUCACAAGACGAUUAUUAAGGCAAAUGACGCAUCCCAUUUCCCACCAGAAGGUGGAUGUUUCGUCAAAUGUGUCACCGAAAUGCCCUGCGGACACAUAUGCCCCAAAAUUUGCCAUGCCGAGGAUCGUGAGCAUAUACGACAGAAAUGCCACGGAGCUUGCCUACGUUUCUGUGCCGUUGGACAUAAGUGUCCCAAAAUAUGUUACCAGGAUUGCAAUCCAUGUAUGACGACGAUCCCGAAAGUUCUACCAUGUAACCAUUCCCAAAUUACGGAGUGCCAUCGAGAUCCAGCUAACGAAUACUGUCUUACUAAAGUCGUCAAGGCGUUUCCUACUUGUCAACAUACCAUUGAACUAAACUGCGGUACGCCCAUUUCCGAAGUCAAAUGCCCAGAGUUGUGUGGAAUGCGUCUUGAUUGCGAGCAUAUCUGCAAUCGUAUCUGCCACAAAAGAAGCUCUCAUGCUAAAAUGCCUUGCGAUCAACCUUGUCACCGUUUUACAUGCCCGGAGAAACAUCCAUGCCCGAAGAAAUGUUUCGAAGAAUGCGGGAAAUGUGUGGUCGACGUUGUUAAGAAAUUGCCUUGUGGACACGACGGGACAAUUAAAUGCUGGAUGCUUCCUAAAGACGCCUACUGCAAUAUUAAAGUUGAAAGAAUUCUUUCCAACUGUCAGCAUACAGCCUUCUUCGACUGUAGCGAAUCUACCAAAGACUACAAAUGCAAACGACCAUGUGGGAAACUGACGUGUAACGAUGGGCAUAUAUGUCACAAACCUUGUUAUGAGCCUUGUGGUCCUUGCAACGUUCAGGUUCAGCGCAAACUAAAUUGUGGACAUACAACGCAAACGGCUUGUUACAAGGAUCCCUUGACAAUCAAAUGCAAGUUUCCGAAGGACGUUACUCUUCCUGAUUGCGGCCAUAGAGUUGAGAUACCUUGUAGCGAACCCCCAGAAAAAGUCGUUUGCCCAAAGCCAUGCGAUACUCGCCUCGAUUGUGGCCACCAAUGCACAGAAUUGUGUCACGUCAAAAAAGAUCCUACCCAUCAAAAGUAUAUCUGCAAGAAAGCUUGCAGCCAGAAGAAGGUCGAUUGCAGAGAAAAUCAUAAAUGUGGGAAAAAAUGCUUCGAAGAUUGUGACCUUUGUUUAGUCAAAGUCAACCGGACCCUGCCCUGCGGUCAUUCUCAAAUUGCUGAAUGCUUUUUGAGUGACGAAAAAAUCAAGUGCACGGAAAUUGUCAAUAAGACUAUUAUUGAAUGUAUGCAUUCCAUCCGCAUUGAGUGUUCAGUCAUAGCGACUCGCCGGUUAUGUAAACAGCCAUGCGAAAAAUACUUGAAGUGUGGUCAUCAGUGCAAGAAGCAAUGCAGGGAAACGUGCACGUCGUUGACUUGUCAAGAACCAGUGGAAAUACGCAUGUUAAGCCCAUGUGGUCAUCCAUUCGUGAAGAGUUGCAGCGAUUAUCAAACAUCCCAUAUAGUAACUGACUCUCAGGCGGUGGAAUUUCUACAAACGUGUCCGCAACCUUGUCGAGCUACAUUGACUUGUGAUCAUCCUUGUAAAGGUUCUUGUGGAAUGUGUUUCAACGGUCGUCUUCACAAGACUUGUGCGGAAAAAUGUGGACGUACCCUGGUUUGUGGCCAUAGCUGUAAUGUGGAUUGCGCUGUUUCCUGUCCGCCUUGUAAGCAAACGUGCGAAUACCGUUGUCAACACAGCAGAUGCCGUAAGAUAUGCUGCGAGCCUUGCGUCGAUUGCGUUGAGCCUUGCGAUUGGAAAUGUGACCAUUAUACUUGUACGCUCAAGUGUCACGAACUUUGUAAUCGCCCCCGCUGUGAUGAGCCAUGCCGGAAGCGUCUACCAUGUGGCCAUCGUUGCAUCGGACUUUGUGGGGAGGUGUGCCCCCCUCUUUGCCGUGCGUGUCACAAAGAUCAGCUAACGGAAUUCAUCCUUUAUGGCAACGAGGAGGAGGAAGACGCUAGAUUCAUCUAUUUGGAAGAUUGCAACCAUACCAUAGAAGUAGAAGGAUUAGAUCAUUGGAUGGAAAUGAAGCAAGAAGAAACGCAAGAAAUUCAAACGAAAUGCUGCCCGCGCUGCAAAACUAUCAUCCGUUCUUGUUACCGCUAUAAUAAUGUCAUCAAACGCAAUUUCGGAGACAUUCUGGAAGUCAAGAGGAUGCUUUUGCGCUCUCGUGUCAGCGCCAAGGAUUUCACAGAGAAACUUUUAAAAAAAGUUGAACAAUCACACAGCCAGAAUAAUGCCCUGGCGACUAAGCUAAGCCAUGGGAUAACUAAUAUCCUAGCCUACGGUCUUGACGUUAUUCGCAACGCCAUAAUUCCAACUGUGGUUCAAGACAAGCGCCAGUACAAAACAUUAGAUACCGACACGCGCUACAUGACUGAAGUUCAAGUAGACGUUAUAGAGAGGGUUUUGAGCUUCCUAGCGAAUGCCCCGAGGAGUGCCUCCAGUUUGACUGGUCCAGUUGUUUCAAUGAAUCGACCCUUGCUGGAAAAUCUAUUGAGCCGCGUAGAACAACUACUUUUGUCGCUUUUUCCCCGCGAACGUUUAAAUGUCAAAGAACAUGAAUGGUUUAUUGCCGAAGUCAAUCGCUUGGAUUUGGUUCGAGCAUUCUUCUUGUUAAAGAGUGCAUCAUCUAUAAACAACAGACAUGUAUUGGUCGCCGAAGAAACCCGGCAAGUUGAAGACCUGCUAAUGAGGAACGUGAAAACUUUGACAACAUCUUACAUCACCAUUAUCAAAGAAAUUUUGGGGAAAAUGGGGAAAAAACUGAAUACGGGACUUGGCAUCAGUGAUGUCGAACGGCAGCAAAUAGUAAAAGCAAUGGGACUCGCCCAGGGCCAUUGGUACAAAUGUCCAAACGGACAUAUCUACGUGAUAACUGAGUGUGGUGGUGCGAUGCAACAAGCUAAAUGUAACGAAUGCGGCGCAAGCAUUGGUGGAGGUAGUCACAGACUGCUAUCAGACAACCGCCUAGCAGGAGAGAUGGAUGGCGCUCGCCAUGCUGCAUGGUCAGAGCAUGCCAAUAAUAUGGCUAAUUUCCAAAUUGAUGAUUAAUUUUCCAUAGUUAUAUUCAAGAAACGCACGUGAUUGUUUGAUUCAGUAAA
This is a messenger RNA of Daphnia carinata, 7282 nucleotides long. RefSeq names its product NFX1-type zinc finger-containing protein 1-like. Gene Ontology annotation, cellular component: nucleus; nuclear RNA-directed RNA polymerase complex. The transcript is spliced from 20 exons. The coding region runs from base 144 to 7232 and encodes 2362 amino acids. Gene Ontology annotation, molecular function: zinc ion binding; helicase activity. The record is from RefSeq and is a predicted model, not a curated record. Gene Ontology annotation, biological process: regulatory ncRNA-mediated heterochromatin formation. NCBI's taxonomy places the organism in Eukaryota, Metazoa, Arthropoda, Branchiopoda, Diplostraca, Daphniidae.